CAGAUAGAUACCAAAGCCGGACAAUUUUCUUACCCCAGCAACUAGAACAUCUCCAACCCCAACCCCCAACUCACAUCACAUGAGCUCAACCCUCUAGACUACGUACAUCACACAGACCUGGCCACGCUCAAUGCUCAACUGGUUGAAGACACUAUUUAUCCAUAAAGAAGAGUCAACCACCCACUCACGAAGUGCUAGGAGGGCAAGGAAACGUGCGAGGAAGGCGCGGACGAAACGACGCUUUGAGUUAGAAGAGGAACUCAGACGGAGGAGGAUGGGAGAUGGAAAGGUUCCCUUCUUUAUGGGGUCUGUGAUACCUGUUUUGUGGGGUACGCCGGGGCAGAGUGUUGAGAAGCAGCAUGAUCGGAAUACUGUUGUGAGGUAGGAUUGGACUCCAUCUAAGUUUGCAUACUUGGGACCUUGAACUUUGAUUAGAGGAGUGAGUAUGAGGUUUAUUGCGAUAUCUUGAGGAUUUGGAUAAUGGUGAUGGGUAUAAGCGAAACUGUUGUGCUAUAAUUCUUUUUGGGGGGCGGGGGGCUGCUCAAUAUAUUGACAAGAAGCACGAGAUCCUGAAGACAGAAAAGAAGAAGUUACCGGGAACCGUAGGAUAGCGGUCUCAGGGUGGGUUAGGUUACGAACAAUUGCUUAUUUGCACUAUCAACUAUAUAUGGCCUGGAUCGUGACUCUGUCAAUGAUAGUCUUGUCAUAAUGCCUACUGCUUCUUUCCUCUCCAAAUACCCAGGACAGUUGAGAAUUGUCCACUCAAUGAAUUUGCGAACCAAA
Aspergillus pseudotamarii is the source of this 783-nucleotide messenger RNA. RefSeq lists its product as uncharacterized. The coding region runs from base 131 to 385 and encodes 84 amino acids. The transcript is spliced from 2 exons. The record is from RefSeq and is a predicted model, not a curated record. NCBI's taxonomy places the organism in Eukaryota, Fungi, Ascomycota, Eurotiomycetes, Eurotiales, Aspergillaceae.